AUGGGCGUCUUUCGGAAUCGCUACGGCCGCUCCGACUAUCGCUCCUCCAUCGGCGGCUCGCGUACCGGCCCCACCAAGCUCAAAACCUUUGCCGACCCCGCCCUCUCAGACGGCCUGCCCCACCGCAGCACAUGGAAGGAUCACCGUCAACAAGACGAGCUCGAAGACACACUGCUCGGCUUUGCGCCCCUGCCCCCGGGCUCCCGUCCGCGCGUCGGAUGGCUCGUCAACAUGGUCACGGGCACCCUCGAGGAGCCCCUAACACGCAGGCCUGUCCAGGCCGUCGACCUGUUUUUCAUCGCCGACGACGGCCAUGACUUCAGAGCUUCCAUUAUUGCACGCCCAUAUAUGUAUGUCGCCGUCACUAAGGACCUGCUCAGGGAGGCGGAAAUUACCAUUAGAAAGCAGUUUCAGGAUCAAGUCGCUGAGGUUUCUGUUGUCACCCUCGAGGACAUCUCUAUGCCUAACCACCUCGCUGCCGAUGAGGGAAGAUCAUUUUUGAAGGUCGAGACCCGCACCACGGGCGAUUUGUACAGCCUCCGCCAGGGGCUUGCCCCUAUCGUCGACCGCAAUCUCGAGCGCAAGCGCCGCACUGCCGCCAUUCACCGCGCCACCGGGGGAGACGCAACCACCCCCAUGGGUGCUCUCGACGCCAUCGAGGAUAUCCGCGAGUACGACGUCGCACCCGUCAACAGGCUCGCCAUUGACCAGAAGAUCAACGUCGGCUACUGGUACAAAGUCUCGCCCGGGGGCGACCAGAGCUCCAACGCCCGAUUGGAGAAGUUGCCCGAUAUUGUCGAACGGGCAGCCCCGGUCGUCCUCGCCUAUGACAUCGAGUGUACCAAGAAGCCGCUCAAGUUUCCAGAUGCAGAGUCUGGCGAUGAGGUCAUGAUGAUCUCGUGGAUGGUCGACGGCAAAGGGUUUUUGGGCAUCAACCGUGAGGUUGUGUCCAAGGAUAUCGACAACUUUGAGUACAAACCGCAUGCCGAGUAUCAUGGCGAGUUCGAGGUCUUCAAUGAGGCCAACGAAAAGGCUUUGCUCGAGCGCUUUUUCGCAGAGACCCGCAUUGCGGCCCCGCGCGUGUUUGUCACUUUCAAUGGCGACUAUUUUGACUGGCCGUUCGUUGAGAAGAGAGCGGCACUGCUUGGUCUGGACAUGGGCAAGGAAAUUGGAAUGCGCACCAACGGUGAUGAUAUGAUGUCCAAGGUGACAAAGGGGAGGGCAGCGAUUCACAUGGAUGUCUUUCACUGGGUGAAUCGCGACUCCUAUCUCCCCCAGGGCUCCCGCGGUCUCAAGGCUGUGACGAGAGCCUUGCUCGGCUUUGAGCCAGAGGAGAUCCCGCCAGAAGAGAUGAUGACAGCUGCUAUAGAAAGGCCGGAUGAAAUGGCAAAAUAUUCCGUUUCUGACGCUGUUUGUACCUACUACUUGUACAUGAAAUACGUACACCCCUUCAUCUUCUCCCUCUGCAAUAUUAUUCCGCUCAACCCCGAUGAUGUGCUCCGAAAGGGGUCUGGAACUCUGUGCGAGAUGCUUCUUAUGUGCCAGGCUCGUGAGAAGCGCAUUGUUGCGCCGAACAAAUACAACGGCAGCGCAAUCGGCAAGUUAACGGACGAUGGGCACGUGCUCGAGUCAGAGACAUACAUUGGCGGUCACGUUGAAGCCAUCCGAACGGGUGUGUAUCGAAGUGACUUGCCUCUCCAAUUCAACAUUGAUGUCACCGCCCUCGAAGAUCUUGAAAAAACUCUUGACGAAACGUUGCGGUUCGCCAUUGAGGUCGAGGGCAAGAUGAGUGUGGACGACGUCACCAACUAUGCAGAAGUUCGUGCGGAGAUUGUCAAACAGCUUCAUAGACUUCGUGAAAACCCCCGGCUGAAUGAGAAACCCCUUAUCUAUCAUCUUGAUGUUUCGGCAAUGUAUCCAAACAUUAUCCUCACUAACCGCUUGCAGCCCCAUGCGAUGGUCACUCCAGCGCAAUGUGCCGCCUGCGAUUUCAACGGAAUGUCGGAAUGCCAGCGCGACAUGGAGUGGACGUGGCGGGGUGAGUUCUAUCCUGCGUCUCGAGGAGAAGCGGAGAUGAUUCAGCGGAGACCAGAGUCAAAUCGGAGAGGUAGGAAGAAUGCCCCCGACAGCGCCGGACUCGCAAGUUUCGAAGAUGAAGAGUCGCGCAAGAACGUUCAUUUUCGAAAGCGACUCAAGGAAUACUGCCGCACCAACUAUCGAAAAACGCAAGAGACUAGAGUUGUUGACAAAACCGCAACUGUUUGCCAAAGAGAAAAUCCGUUUUAUGUCGACACUGUUCGUGCAUUUCGGAACCGAAGAUAUGAAUACAAAGCUCUUCUGAAGAAGCAGAAGAAGCUCCGCAGCAAAGCGAAGGAAGGUGGCGAUCCGGAGGAAAUCAAAAGGACGGAUAAUUUGGUUGUGUUGUACGACUCUCUUCAGCUGGCGCACAAAUGCAUCCUGAACUCGUUUUAUGGCUACGUGAUGAGGCGAGGAGCCCGUUGGUAUUCUAUGGAAAUGGCCGGGAUUGUGACAAACACCGGCGGGUUAAUCAUUCGACGAGCUCGAGAAUUCAUCGAGAAGGUUGGGCUGCCCCUUGAAUUAGAUACAGAUGGUAUUUGGUGUGUUUUACCAGUAUCUUUUCCAGAAAACUUCACCUUCCAAACCAAGUCUGGGAAGGAUUAUUCCAUCAGCUACAUUUGUUCUGUCUUUAACUCGGAUGUCGCAGCAAACUUUACAAACCACCAAUAUCAAGACCUUGUCAACAAGGACACGUUUGAGUAUGAACAGCGAAGCGAAUGUUCGAUUCUCUUUGAAGUUGAUGGUCCGUACAAGGCCAUGGUGCUCCCGGCCUCUCUCGAAGAAGGGAAGACUAUCAAGAAGAGAUAUGCAGUUUUCAAUGAUGACGGGUCCCUUGCGGAGCUGAAAGGGUUCGAAAUCAAGAGAAGAGGAGAGCUGAAACUCAUCAAAGAGUUCCAGGGCGAAAUAUUCAGCAGGUUCCUUGAGGGCCGCACACUAUCAGAAUGUUACGAAAAAGUAGGGGAAACCUGCAAUAAGUGGUUUGACGUUUUGGCGACGAAGGGAGAAGGAAUGACUGAUGCUGGAAUUCUUGAGCUCCUUGUCGAGCAAAACAACAUGAGUAAGCCUUUGAGCGACUAUAUCAUAGCAGGGCAGAAAAGUUGUGCCAUUACUUGCGCAACCCGACUGAAGGAAUUUUUGGGCUCUGCUAUUGUCAAGGACAAAGGGCUAGCUGCCACUUACGUGAUUGCUCGAAAGCCGGAAGAGACGCAGGUAACGGGCAGAGCGAUCCCUGUGAAAAUCUUUGACUUCCCAAAUGAAGUUGUGAAGCGAAAACUUCUUAGGAAGUGGACCAAGAAUGGAGAUGAUGAAAACUUGAAACUUCGCAACCUCCUAGACUGGGAGUAUUACAAAGGCCGUCUCGCAAAUGCGAUUCUCAAGAUUGUUACUAUUCCAGCUGCUCUUCAGGCCGUCGACAACCCAGUCCCACGGGUGGAAUACCCCGCUUGGCUCGUGAAGAAGUGCCGUGAGCUCAGAGACAAGAGGAAGCAGCAGUCUGUUAUGUCGUUCUUCAAAUCUAUGCCCAAGGGCGAGAAGGCCAUACCAGGAGUCCGAAAUUCGCUAUUGGACAACAUCACUCACACUGAGAAGCUUAGCAUGGAUGACAUCGAAGACAUGCCACUCAGCUCUUGGACAGCUGCGAAAAUUGCGAAUCGGAAAGCGCGAGCCGUUGUAGAGACAAGAGACCAUCUGCUACAACUCUUUCAUCAACCUCAUCCGAACAAACACGAUGAUUAUGCUGGCUGGCUGCGAUAUGCGAAGAACAUUUGGCGGGCGCAGCGUGCCGCUCGCGUGUACCGCAGCGGGUUGAAGAGGCAACACAACACGUGUCGCGGCUCUUCGAUGGGCUUCUUACAAAAGUCAGUUUCGCUGCUAGGCAGGGGAGUUGUUUGGCAAAAUGUGUCAAUUUCCCCAGUUCACGGCAAGCCUGGUGAAUACCAGCUUUGGGUUUUGCCAGUUAAGAAGGACGGUAACAAGUAUGCGACUGGAGAUCUACACAGCAUCCCUCUACAUGUGAAACGAGUUCUGUACUAUAACUCCAGAGUUGAGACACCUCCAGACAUUCCGGGGGUCUCAGCUGAGCUGGUUCCCGGUCUUGCACUUCCACGGUCGCGCGAAGCACACUAUCUGUUCCGGCUAGAGCUCCAGGAAGACCGCUUCCAGAAAACCGAUAAGGAUUUGACUUCUACCCUUACCGAUGCUGGUGUGUUAGAUGGGGUUUUUGGUGCUCAAGCACCUCUCGAUUACGAGACUGUCCUUGCUCUCGGAACCUUCUGUGUGCCGAAACGCUCAGUUGUCUCGAGGAUGCAGUCAAAGGACCUGCUGAGAAAGGGUUUGACCCUGAACGAUAUCGUGUCAAAGGGUCCUGAUACAGCUCCCUAUUUGAAAGACUCUUUGAAAGAAGACGCAAAGACUGUCUUAAACCAGGCUUUCGUAUACGGCUCACAUGCGCUGGAUGGAAGCUCGAGAGCCCUUUAUGCUGUCAUUGCUCCUGCCGCGAAGCUAGUGCAUGUGGUUGCUGUCAGGCCAAGCGCAAACUUCUCUGUAAACCUCAAACGAAUCUGGAAGCGCGUCUCAGAAGAAAAGAGGGAUCAGAGCAGCGACGGGAAUGACCACCCCACACCAGAUAAAGAUGCCAUACAGUCGACGCUGCCGUCUGAUUGUACGUUUACAACCAGGGGGGUGCGAACAAGGAAGGAAGCCUGGUCGGAAAUUCAGCAAGCUCUGUCGAGGAUUCGCAACGGAUCUUCGAUGGCGACGCGAGGUGGUUCAUCUCGAUUGUCCCUUGGGAGUUUAGAGGUCUGUGUUCCUCUUGCCAAGUCAUAUCCGGUCGUCACUAUCGCUAGCAAUGCAGAUGAUGGGGACUACAUGCCAGUUGGAUGGGAGUCCAGUGCUAUCUCCCUAGCCUUUAGUCGUUUCACUGAGAUCAGCAACUGGCUCCCGAGUCACAUCCACUUCUCUCGGUUUGCUGGAAUCCCUCUUGGAAACAUGUCAUCCACUGAUGUAUACUCUCAGGCGUUGGAUGUUCUUGUUGGCAGAGAGCUAUUGAACCGUGAUCACGUUCUCUGGGCUUCAAAUUCGCCGCAGCCCGAUCUGGGUGGCUUCGAAGAAGAUGAUAGCAACCUUCAACACGAAAUACCGUCUGUGCCGGAGGUCUCUUCACCAGGGUCAUAUCGGACGAUAUGCAUCGAUACGGAACUUUCAAAUCUCACAAUUGCCACCAUUUUGUCAUCCUCCCACGUGAAUCAGUUGGAAGGAACUGAUCUGGCCUUUGAUGCGGCUGCCAACGGUGUCGCUAAAGUUGCAAAGAACUCCAAGAACUUUGGCGGUGAGUCUGGAAAAGAAGGUACUAUUGGAGGCAGGAAGGCAGCCCUUCUUGAUGAAAUGGCUGCCUCGGCACCAGCUUUCCGCAUUAUAAAGGAUCUUGUGGCUUCAUGGGACAAAGCAGCUUCGAGUGAGACUAAUCCACAUGUUGCAAACAUUUCUAGGGGUCUACUGGACCACCUACUGCGUUGGACAAGAUCAGAAUCGUCGAUGCUCUACGAUCCUGCCCUCGCUCGAUUCCUGGGAUGGCUGAUCACGAAAGUUUUUCGACAACUUGUGGGAGAGCUGAAAGACUUAGGAGCAACCGUUGUAUUCGCCUCUAUGUCAAGACUCAUUCUGGCUACCCCAAAAACGCAAACGGUGGAUGGGUUGCGAUACGCAGGUUUCCUGGAAAAGACUGUCAAGAGUAAGCCUUUGUUUCGACAUGUGCACUUUGAACCACUCAUUGGGGUUUACUCUGGACUUUUGUUUGUUGAUCGAUUCAAUUAUGGUGCAUUACCAGCUCCAGAGGAGGCUUCGAUUUUGAGUGGAGAAUUCGGACAAACAGUUUCAAAAAAUGCCGUCACUCGCAGAACUUGUGCCAGUCGUGAAAUUCCCUAUGCUCGGAUGAUGUGGGACAUGGCAAGAUACCUACCUAUUCCAGUUGCCGUUUUGUGGACACAGGUGGUUGAAGAAUUUAUCCGACGCCCUAUGGUAGUCCGGCUCCGAGCGAUUGAGAACGAAGCGGGUUCAAUAGAAAUGGUGAGUGACACACCUGCUUCAGAUGGUUUGUCAGAGCAGCAAAUUCGCGCGACAGAUCUUCAGAAGAAGCACUUCCGUCCAAGGGGAGAUGGCUUCGCGGACGAAGUGCAAGACUUCACGCGAAACCUCACCGGACAACUGCUGGAGAAGAUUCAUGAAAUCAGAGAAAAGACGCCCACACUCGUUUUCCCGUCUGUCCCCUCAAUUCUCAACGCGACCGACCGACAUCGGAACCCCGCCUUGGAGUUCGUGCGUUCAUUAUGCUACGUCCUCGGUCUGGAUCCGGCGGCUUCUGAAGAGGUCGCCGGCAUGCGCCGAAGUUUAUUACGCUUGCUGGGUGUUCGCGAAUUUGCUAAGGAAGCUCAAUUCAAAGAUCCUGCCCUUCCUGUGCCUCUUCGAGAUGUCAUUUGCACGUACUGCAAUGCUGUUGUGGAUCUGGACGUUGCUCGUGACGCAAGACUUUGGACAGACCCAAGCCAAUCACAAGAAGGGGAGGAAACACGGCAUGACUCGAAGUCGCUUUGGGCAUGCGAGUACUGUGGCAAUCGCUACGACAUGCGGCAAAUUGAGCUUGACUUGAUGCGGAGUGCACAGAAGAUGUACACAGCAUACCAAGUGCAAGACCUCAAGUGCAUGCGUUGUCGCAUGGUCAAACGAGAUAACAUGGGUACGCACUGCAACUGCAGUGGAUCGCCGUUCCAACUAUCCGUGAGCCACAGAGAUUUCCGGAAGCAGUUGCACGCUCUUGAGAGUUUAAUCAGACUUUCUUUAAAGCAGAUUGAAUUCAAAUAG
Messenger RNA from Chondrus crispus (carragheen), 6933 nucleotides. RefSeq lists its product as hypothetical. Gene Ontology annotation, biological process: DNA replication proofreading; nucleotide-excision repair, DNA gap filling; DNA replication. Gene Ontology annotation, molecular function: nucleotide binding; DNA binding; zinc ion binding. The transcript is spliced from 7 exons. Lineage: Eukaryota; Rhodophyta; Florideophyceae; Gigartinales; Gigartinaceae. Gene Ontology annotation, cellular component: epsilon DNA polymerase complex; nucleus. The record is from RefSeq and is a predicted model, not a curated record. Bases 1 to 6933 code for a protein of 2310 amino acids.